AUGGAGGAGCUUGGAUGCCUCUGUGUGUUGGACGUGAACGUGUGCGAAAGUGAAAGAAUGGGUCACCAGCACAGGCUGACCGCAGCCCCAAAACGUCUGGCCGGCCUUCAAGCAGACGAGGCGAAACGAUCUGAAAGACAAGACUCUGAGUUGGACACAAGUCAUUACGUGGACAUGGAGGCCGCGUACCAACCAGACGAGGCACAGGCACAGGGCGACCAUGAUCCUUCGAUGAGCGAAACGGACGGUGAGAUAGGAGGGCUUGGAGAAGAUACCUUUGACUCAGAUGAGAGUCAGUACGUGGACAUGGAAGGCUCGUACUGCCCGCCAGAGGUCGUCUACUUUGAGGCGGAACGCGAUCAACAACCAGUGCUCAAAGCCGCCACAUUGACCCAAUGGGCUUUGCUAACUCACCUAGUGGAGCGCUUUGAAGCCCAUCUUCCCAGACCAGACAUGUCGGGCGAUGAGCAAAAGGUGGCUUCUUGUGUACGCUCGCGCGUGCUGUACAACGGCGAUUUCUUCCAGGAUGUUACGCUCGAGGACCGUCUGCGCCGUUUCAUGCAAAAUCAAGAAGCACACAUGGACCCACAGCAGCGAGAUGCUGUCCUCAAAUUGCUUGCACAGCGGGUCGAAAACCUGGCCUCUGUGGAGUUGCGGCGCCCCUCACGUGCACGCCCAUCUGUGUCUCGAAAUGUGGCGCGGACUUUGGCAGCACAGUCGUAUCAUGACAUUAGUCUGACCGACCUCAAACCCAUGGCAAUUGCAGAGCAGCUCACCUUGUGGAUGUGGCGCUCAUACGCUCGUGUACGGCCAACAGAGCUCCUGAUGAAAGAGCGCGGAGAGCGGACGCCCCACAUCAAUUCCAUGACGAUCAAGACAGAAAAGGUGACACACUGGGCUUUGGGCAUGGUGUUGAUGACCCGGGACCCGACGCAGCGCAUGCGUAACUACAAGUUCCUGAUCCGACUGGCAGAUGCUCUGUUACAGCUGGGCAACUUUGAGCUGGCCAAGGGCGUGGCAGUGGCGGUCGACCACACUCUGGUCGUUCAAGUCAUUGACGAGGUCAAAUAUUCGCCCGUGCAGCCCAAGAUGAGCAAAGCUUUGUCCAGUAUACAGAAGAUCGCCAUUGACAAAGGCCCCCACCUCUUGGAGCGACUGCAAAAUCGCCACUGUGAGCAGUUGCCUUGCAUUCCGCCUCUCUUUGUCUACAUGCGCAACCGAGCGAUUUGCGAGGAGAAGGCAAAUGCAAAACGCCCUGAGUACAUGCCCGAGGGCAUGCUCUUCGUGCACAAGUACCGCAUGAUCUGCGAGCACGUCCGGGAUGCGCUCAAGUUCCAGCGGUAUGAGUAUGUCAUUGAGACCAAAAAUAGCAUCCAGGAGUAUCUGGACACGCGAUUGAUGCCCAACAUGACGAGUGAAUUGGCUGAGAGCAAGUUUGAGGAGUGGAACCGGUUAUCAUACGAGCUGGUGCCUUCAAAGCGCGGGUCUAAGGCGAUCUCGGGCAGCAUUGAUGAAACAGCCUCGGCCUAG
This is a messenger RNA of Monosiga brevicollis MX1, 1530 nucleotides long. RefSeq lists its product as uncharacterized. Gene Ontology annotation, molecular function: guanyl-nucleotide exchange factor activity. The record is from RefSeq and is a predicted model, not a curated record. Lineage: Eukaryota; Choanoflagellata; Craspedida; Salpingoecidae. The transcript has 4 exons. Gene Ontology annotation, biological process: Ras protein signal transduction; positive regulation of GTPase activity. Gene Ontology annotation, cellular component: plasma membrane. Bases 1 to 1530 code for a protein of 509 amino acids.